AUGAAAGGGCUGGCGUGCUUCACAGAUGCAGCCUCGGGCAGAAUUGCUUCUACAAGCCAUGCAACAAAAGGCCUUUGUGUGGCGCAGCUUUACAACGGCCCGGCGUCCAUUUGUGAGUAUGUGUCGAAGGCCCGCACACGGGGCCAACUGGACGAAAACACCGUGUUUGAUCUGCUGCUGAUCCUCCUGCAAGGUGGUUGGCGGGAAGUUGGGAAGGCCUCAAAGACACGCGUGUCUCCUUACGUUGCCGAUGGGCCCAAAAUUGUGUACUACGACACAGGGUCUGCUACCAUCAGCCGGUUGUACUUGCGGUGUUUGAUCCAGGCAGAUGAGAUUUUGGCCAAAGGCGUGUGGUCAAUCCACCAUUUCCAGCCCCAGUUGUACUACAAAUGCCUGCUGGAAUGCCACGCUGCACAAGCAGCACGUGUAGCCCCCAACCUCAAGACAGCAGCUUACCGACGGCUUCUGGGUUUGCCCACAGCGGGGGCAGCUACAUCUGCUGCAGAAGAUGUGGAAGGUGGCCGAGGUUACUUCGGCCGCGGCCGCGGUCGCGGACAGAAGAGACAGCGAGCUCAGACAGGUGCGGGUGCCGCAGAUGUACACGCUGUUGAGCAACCGGGCGAUGCCGGCGUCUGCGAUGGUGAUGAGUCCGACAGCGCGGGCAGCCCAUCCACUCCCGCUUCUGUCCGAGAGGAGGUCGCUAGGAGGAUUGCAGCAGGCGAUGUGUCUGGCCUGUCGUCAGACCACGACGACAGUGACGACGGUGCACCUGGGUCUGCGCGGGAUCCACAGGCCCUGUGGGGCAAACGGCGACGGCGACAGCGCACUGCGGUUGCGGCAGGGCCUUCGAGCAGCAUUUACGAUGAGAGUACCGUACGCAUUGGCCCCUUCGCCAUCGUUAGAGGGCACAUCGCUGGGGUGCCGGCAAUGUUCGUGAAUUGCCCACUCCACACCUACAGAGAUUCUGACGGCACCCUACACCGAUGCUCCAAGAGCAUGCAACUCAACCAGCCAGAUGAAGCCACUGUGCUAAAGCGCCUCCACCAGUGGGUGUAUGCAGGAACGCAAAUGGUCCGAGCACCUGCGGAGACUCAGGAGGACGUCCGUUUACGACACGUGCGAACGGUCCCCUCUCGCGAUCCAGCGGAUCUUGGUGAUCAAGCCGAGCUUGCUGCGCAUGUUGUGGAGUACUGUCGGCAGCACAACAUUCGCUAG
Symbiodinium necroappetens is the source of this 1215-nucleotide messenger RNA. The record is from the annotation of a GenBank genome assembly. Lineage: Eukaryota; Dinophyceae; Suessiales; Symbiodiniaceae.